Messenger RNA from Alexandromys fortis (reed vole), 1485 nucleotides. It is a transcript of the gene Lactb2, whose product is annotated as lactamase beta 2. Gene Ontology annotation, molecular function: RNA endonuclease activity; single-stranded RNA binding. The record is from RefSeq and is a predicted model, not a curated record. Lineage: Eukaryota; Metazoa; Chordata; Mammalia; Rodentia; Cricetidae. The transcript is spliced from 7 exons. The coding region runs from base 67 to 912 and encodes 281 amino acids. Gene Ontology annotation, cellular component: mitochondrial matrix.
ACCCAAGGGGCCUGGGGCUCGCCGUGCACGGAGGGACUGGGAAUCUAGUCGCCGGCCGGCUUGAAGAUGGCCACCGCUCUGCAGCGCAUCGAGCGGCUGUCCAGUCGGGUGGUGCGCGUGUUGGGCUGUAACCCGGGUCCCAUGACCCUGCAAGGCACCAACACGUACUUGGUGGGGACCGGCAGCAGGAGAAUCCUCAUUGACACUGGAGAGCCAUCAGUUCCAGAAUAUAUCAGCUGUUUGAAGCAAGCCUUGGUGGAGUUUGACACCGCAAUCCAAGAAAUCCUAGUGACUCAUUGGCAUCGCGAUCAUUCCGGAGGCAUAGUAGAUAUUUGUGAAAAUAUCAGUAAUGACACCACCUAUUGCAUUAAAAAACUUCCACGGACUCCUCGGAAAGAAGAAAUUAUAGGAAAUGGAGAGCAGCAAUACGUUUAUAUAGAAAAUGGAGAAUUGAUCAAGACUGAGGGAGCCACUCUCAGAGUUAUACACACCCCUGGCCACACCGAUGACCACAUGGCUCUAUUCCUGGAAGAGGAAAAUGCCAUAUUUUCUGGGGAUUGUAUCCUAGGAGAAGGAACAACGAUAUUUGAAGACCUCUAUGAUUAUAUGAACUCCCUGAAGAACUUAUUAAAAAUCAAAGCUGAUAUUAUAUAUCCAGGACAUGGCCCAGUAAUCCACAAUGCUGAAGCUAAAAUUCUGGAAUAUAUUUCUCACAGAAAUAAGCGAGAAGAACAAGUUCUUACAUUAAUCCGUGAUAACUUUGAAAAAUCAUUUACAGUGACUGAACUUACAAAAAUGAUUUACAAGAAUGUUCCAGAGAAUUUACAGAAGAUGGCAGAGCAUAAUCUCCUGCUUCAUCUGAAGAAACUAGAGAGAGAAGGGAAAAUAUGUAUGUAUGCUUCUGAGUGUUAACGCGUUUACUACCGGCAUUCAGACGUUUCUGCAGUUCACAACACAGAGCCUGAUAAGAAGUGGAGAGCUGUCCUUUAGUGUCAGGCGGCGAAGCUGGCUUGCUUGCUGGUAGAGGGUGGUAUGUUCUUUUAGCUGUAGAUUAUUCAUAGAGAAUAUCGAAUGUGGGACUUUAAAUAACCCUCAAUAUCUUUCUAAAGUAUGUAAAUUAUAUUGUACAUCUGUAGGGCAGGUUAUUGAUGUAAUCUUGGCCUUGGAACAUUUUACUGAAUCUUUGUCAAUUUCCUAUGCAUUAAGUAAAAUGGUUACUUAAUAAUAAAAUUUGCACAGUUCAAAGUAGUUACUACUUGAGUUUGGAUAUGUAUUAGCAUCUGUCAGCAGCACAGAUGUCUACAUACUCCUUUUCUUCAACCCUGUCUAUACCUUAUACAUACCAAGUUUAUUUCAUGUUUUUCUCAAUUAUAUCAUUUCGGUAUUGAUUCUACAAUUCUGUGUUAUGUUUGUUUUCUUACGAUGGCAUCCAUUAAUGAUUCAUAAGUUUAUCAUUGAAAAAAUAUUAAACAUACCAACUUGAAA